Kluyveromyces lactis is the source of this 831-nucleotide messenger RNA. It is a transcript of the gene VPS75, whose product is annotated as Vps75p. Gene Ontology annotation, cellular component: chromatin; nucleus. Gene Ontology annotation, biological process: nucleosome assembly. NCBI's taxonomy places the organism in Eukaryota, Fungi, Ascomycota, Saccharomycetes, Saccharomycetales, Saccharomycetaceae. The record is from RefSeq and is a predicted model, not a curated record. Gene Ontology annotation, molecular function: chromatin binding; histone binding. The transcript has 2 exons. The coding region runs from base 1 to 831 and encodes 276 amino acids.
AUGUGCAUUGCAAACUCAGUAUGUGGAAAUGCUUUCAGAGGUUUAGCGGAGUGUGAGGACGAAAUGGCACUAGCUGAAAACGAGGCCGAGUUGUAUAAGAUUAAACUUAUGGCUCCUGUUUUUGAUAAAAGAGAUAAGUUAAUCGAGAAGAUUCCGUUCUUUUGGAAUAUCGCUUUAACUCAACAUUCAGAUUUUUCAAAUUACGUUAGAGCAUCAGAUUUUAAGUACAUUGAAGCUAUAAAGAAAAUAGUUGUCAAGCCAUUGGCACUUGAAGAUGAGGAAUGCACCGCGAGGGAUUUUCAAAUCACUAUCGAAUUCAAUGAGAUAAAGGGAGACUUGAAGGCUCAACAUGUGAGUAAGGUGUUUAAAAUUGAAAAAGAUGUAUCUAAAAUUCUGAUUAAGAAAAACAGAACUGCAGAAGACGAUGAAUUGGACGCUGACCUAGGUUUUUUGACUAGUGAACCUGUUAACAUCGAUUGGCCUAAAUCAUAUGAUAAUAUAAAUCCUGAACUGAUAUCAGAUAAGUCGACUCCAGAGGGUAAAAAGAACUAUAGAACCGGUAUGAAGACCUUUUUCGCAUGGUUUAAAUGGACUGGAUUAAAACCAGGGAAGGAAUUUCCUAAUGGUGAUGCAUUAGCCAAUCUUUUUAACGAAGAACUAUAUCCAUACUGUGUAAAGUAUUACACCGAAGCUCAACGUGAUGUCAUGGAUGAAUCUGACGGUGAUAGUGAAGAUGAUAGCGACGCUCCAUUAGAUCUUGAUUUAGAAGAAGUUAACGAUGAGGAAGGUUCCGAUUCCAAACAUUUAAAUAAGAAGACGAAAUUGCAAUGA